CCCGGACCUCGUAUCGAAGCUGGCGCCCACUGCAUUCAUACAUUCUUUCUUCCUUGGGUCACUUUCCCUGCACUGCAAAUGCUGCCAAAUUGCCAAUUCUAGAUGAGCUGUUACUGGCGUCAAAGUGUCUUUGACUCUCGACUGGAAUCCAAUCUCCAAUUUUUCGCAGUUCAAUUCAAUUCCCAUUUGCAGACGGAGAGGUUUUGCCAGAAAUCGAGGAAUAAAUGGAGAAGGCAUUGGUGAAAGUGGGGAGCCUCAAGGCAGGUACAUUCUGGGUUUCGAAGAAGGCCAAGGAGGAGAUCUCCAAUAUCUCACAAGACCUCACUACAUUCUCAAACACCGUCGAAGAGAAAGCAAGAUGGGUUUUCAACAAGCUCAAAGGGAAGCCGCAAAAAUCCCUACCGGAUCUCCUCCGGGAGCACAACCUCCCGCCGGGCCUUUUCCCUCAAAACAUAACAUGCUACGAAUUCGACGAGGGGAAAUCGAAGCUCGUCGUGUACAUGUCCUCGCCGUGCGAGGUAUGCUUCAAGGACUCGUCCGUCGUGCGCUACUCCACGCGCGUCAAAGCCAUUUUGUCGAGAGGGAAGCUCUCGAAUGUUGAGGGAAUGAAAACCAAAGUCUUGGUGUGGGUCAAGGUCACCGCCGUCGCCGUGGAGAAUUACAAGUCGGAUAAGGUGUGGUUUACGGCCGGGGUUAAGAGGUCGAGGGCGAAGGACGCCUACGACGUGCCUCGCGACGGGAUUAGAGUCGACGAAUUUUGAAAAAUGUGGUAUGUAUGUAUAUCUUUUCUCUCUCUCUUUAUGUUUGUUUGUUGGGUUGGGUUUAUGAGUUGCUCGAUUGGUUUAUUUUGCUGCCAAAUUUUAAUAAGUGCGAAAGUUCGUCGCGAAUGAUGUUGAAAGGCACGGUGAUAUGUAGAUUUGUCGUGUUUUGGUCCUCGACAAUAUUAUUUUGUUCGCGUUUGUGAUCGA
Andrographis paniculata is the source of this 968-nucleotide messenger RNA. RefSeq lists its product as uncharacterized. The transcript is spliced from 4 exons. NCBI's taxonomy places the organism in Eukaryota, Viridiplantae, Streptophyta, Magnoliopsida, Lamiales, Acanthaceae. The record is from RefSeq and is a predicted model, not a curated record. Bases 225 to 761 code for a protein of 178 amino acids.